UAAUGAGUAAUGCUUUCAAAUCAGCUGCCAAUAAUCUAACAAAAGGUGAUCUUGGAUAAACAGGAUAAAGUUUUGCAGGUUCAUAAAAUCCUGCAUCACUCAAAGGAAAAUUAAUGAGCUUAGAAGUAUGAAAGUCAUUUAUAAAAGGAAACAAUUAAAGGCAUUUAAGACGAAAUGAAUUUCCAUAAAAAAGAGGUCUAAAUAUUGAAAUCUGAAAAAGACACUCUUGAAUCAGUCUUAAGUAUGAAAACAUAAGAUGUGAAAAAAACACUCACAAAUGAAUUAAUGAGGAUUGAAGAAGAAAUGAAAAGGUAUUUUACUUAAUUUUCAUUUUAGACAUUUUGCUCAUUAAAAGGCUGAAAAUUCUAGACUUUAAUAACAAAUAACAGCACUAAAAGGUGAAAAAACUGCAUUAUAACAAUAAUUGCUUGGAUUGUAGAGAAGAAUAGCAGAACUUGAAUUACAAGUUGGUUAAGAAUAAGCAUGAUAAUUAUCAUAUUCAUAUAUAUAAAUGGUC
Messenger RNA from Paramecium primaurelia, 517 nucleotides. The record is from the annotation of a GenBank genome assembly. Lineage: Eukaryota; Ciliophora; Oligohymenophorea; Peniculida; Parameciidae.